AUGGUGCAAAAUUGUGGGGUGCAGUCUGCCAGGGGUGCAGGGCCCUUGGGAGUGAGAGUGAAAACCAGCAGCCGAAGGGGAAGGGCAGCAGAGUCUUCGAGUCUCCCUGACAUGAAGGGAGCCUCAGAUCCUGUCCAGGACCGAGUCCCAGCCCCACCGCCCUCAGCCCAGCCCCUGAUGAGUAACAACAGCAAACUCAACCUGCUGGAGGACCAAGUCCUCUGUCCCAUUUGCCUCGAGGUGUUCCACAACCCAGUCACCACCGCAUGUGGCCACAACUUCUGCAUGACCUGCCUCCAGGGGUUCUGGGACCACCAGGCCACCAUGGGUGAGACACCCUACUGCCCCCAGUGCCGACAGAGCUUCCCCUGCAGGCCUCACCUCUGCAAGAAUGUCACCCUCGGGGAGAUGGUGGCCUGCUUCGUCCAGACCAAGGCCCAGGCCUCCAAGGCCUUGCAGAGCACGGCCGGCCCGGGAGACGUGCCCUGUGACUUCUGUUCCCCGCAGAAGCUCAAGUCCGUCAAGUCGUGCCUGCAGUGCGUGGCCUCCCUGUGUGAGAAGCACCUGAGCAGCCACUUCGAGGACCAGAUAUUCCAGGGCCACCAGCUGCUGGAGCCGGUGUGGGACCUCAAGAGCCGCCUGUGCCGGAAGCACCGCAAGCUGCGCCGGCUGUACUGCCGCACCGAGGGCUGCAGCGUGUGCGGGGCCUGCCUGCUGGAGGAACACCGCAACCACGAGGCCGUCCCCCUGGAGGAGGAGCGCGCCUGCAAGGAGGCUGAGGUCCGGAAGGUCCAGGCCAAUGUGGAUAACCAGAUGUUAAUCAUCACUUCUGACAACCAGAAGCACCGGGACCGAACAGCCUUUCUUUCGAAACUGAUCCAGAACAUGCGCAAUGAGGUGAACAGCUGCUUCUCGGAGAUCAUCCAGCAGAUCAAGCAGCUGCAUGUGAAGAUCUUGGAGUUCCUGAGCAAAGAGGAGGCCACCGUCCUGGGGAAACUGGGCACCUCCAUCCAGCAGUGCCACAGCCGGCUCCUGGAGCUGGAGGAGGACAGUGUCUGGCUCCGAAAUCUCCUCACCAACCAGAGUGACCAGCAGUUUAUGCAGGAGAUCCCCAGGCUGAAGCACUUCUCAACCGACAUGGAACCACUGAUGGGCACCACCUUCGAGGAGGACAGCUUUCUCCAGCUGCCAGAGACCCUGGUGGAGCUCCAGACACAAAUGGCAGAUGUGGGCUUCACGUUCCUCAACCAGCUGCUUCUGAGGGGAAUUAAGACGAACUCCUACGAGGUGCUGCCCCCAGCAGUGGACAGGAAAGCACUCCUCAAGUCCUACUGCAACCUGCACUUCGACCCCGCAUCAGCCAGCCCCGAGCUCUUCCUGUUCAAGGAGGCGCACUCGGUGCUGAACCUGGGCGUGCUGCUGGAGCCCACGGCCGCCUCCUGCCCCGGCUUCGCGCAGUGGCCGCAGGUGCUGUGCUCGCGCGGCCUGGCCGAGGGCUGCCACUACUGGGAGGCCGACGUGUCCGACUCGUGGGUGUGCCUGGGGGUCACCUACCGCCGCUGCGCCCCGGCCUCUGGCCGCCCGCGCCGCAGCGUGGUCUACCUGCUGGGCCGCAACCCUGACUCGUGGUGUCUGGAGUGGGACUCGCUCCGCUUCUCCGUGUGGCACGACAACCAGCAGACAGUGCUGCCCGGCGCGUACCAGCGCACGCUCGGCGUGGCGCUCAACUGUGCCACGGGCCACCUGGCCUUCUACGGCGUGGCCGGCGGCGCCAGCCUCAUCUACCGCUUCCUCGCCACCUUCCUGGAGCCGCUCUACCCCGCCGUCAUGGUGGGCAGCGGCGCCUCGGUCACGCUCAGGCAGCUCCCCGAGGCCUAG
This is a messenger RNA of Elephantulus edwardii (Cape elephant shrew), 1878 nucleotides long. Its product is annotated as E3 ubiquitin/ISG15 ligase TRIM25-like. The record is from RefSeq and is a predicted model, not a curated record. Gene Ontology annotation, molecular function: zinc ion binding; protein binding. NCBI's taxonomy places the organism in Eukaryota, Metazoa, Chordata, Mammalia, Macroscelidea, Macroscelididae. The transcript is spliced from 8 exons. The coding region runs from base 1 to 1878 and encodes 625 amino acids.